UCGGGAAUGCACUCCGAUUUUACUUAACGGGUCUUGGUUACUGUUGUAGGCUCUACGGCGUUGGGAUUUGCACGGGUAAUGGAAGUUUGGGCGGGACUCAGGUAAACCCAGGAAACAGAAAUGGACUCAGUGACAUUUGAGGAUGUGGCUGUGAACUUCAGUCUGGAGGAGUGGGCUUUACUGGAUUCUUUGCAGAAGAAACUCUAUAGAGAUGUGAUGCAGGAAACCUUCAGGAACCUGGCCUCCAUAGGGAAAAAAAGGGAAGAUCAUGACAUUGAAGAUCCGUACAAAAACCAGGAGAGAAAAUGUAGGAGUCAAAUGGUAGAGAGACUCUGCAAAGGGAGGAAGGGUAGCCAGUGUGGACAAAACUUCAGCCUUAUUCCAAGUCUCAGUCUGCAGAAAACUCUUCCUGCAGGAAAACCCUGGGAAUACAGUGUGUGUGGGCAAGUCUUCAGGCAUCAGUCAUCCCAUAAUGGGGACAUCACACGUCACAGGCCGUCUGGGUAUCAGAAAUAUGAAGAGAAGCCAUGUAAAUGUACUGUAUGUGGGAAAGUUUUCACUUACACUCAGUUUUUUGAAAAACAUGAGAGAUAUCACAGUGGAGAAGAAUCACAUAAAUGUGAGGAAUGUGGAAAAGCCUUCAUGUGGCUCAAAAGCCCUGAAAGACACAUUAUCACACACACUGCAGAUGCUCCUUAUAGAUGUAAGGUGUGUGCGAAAACUUUUAGUUCUUCAACUUCUCUUCAAACAUGUGAGAGAGCCCACACUGGAGAGAAGCCCUAUCAGUGUAAACUCUGUGGGAAAGUCUUCCGAUAUUAUAAAAGUUUUCAAAGACAUGAAAGAAAUCAUCCGGGAGAGAAACCCUAUAAAUGUAAAAAAUGUAGUAAAACAUUCAGGUAUCCCAGUCAUCUUCAAAUACAUGAAAGAACUCACACCGAAGAGAAACCCUAUGAAUGUAAAGAGUGUGGAAAGGCCUUCAGGUCAUAUAGUUCCUUACAACCCCAUGAAAUGACUCACACAGGAGAGAAACCCUAUGAAUGUAAGGAAUGUGGGAAAGCCUUCAGAUAUUACAGUUCCUUACAAAUACAUGAAAGGUCUCACACUGGAGAGAAACCAUAUGAGUGUAAAAAAUGUAAUAAAUCAUUCAGUGCUCCCAGUUGUCUUCGAAAACAUGAAAGAAUUCACAAUGCGGAGAAACCUUAUGAAUGUAAGGAAUGUGGAAAAGCUUUCAGAUUUUACAGUUCCUUACAAACACAUGAAAGGACUCACACAGGAGAGAAACCCUAUGAAUGUAAGCAGUGUGGAAAGGCCUUGAGAUACUAUAGUUCCUUACAAAUACAUGAAAGGAUACACACAGGAGAGAAACCCUAUGAAUGUAAGGAAUGUGGAAAUGCAUUCAGAUGCAACAGUUUCUUAAAAAUACAUAAAAAAUCUCACACUGGAGAGAAACCCUAUGAAUGUGAAAAAUGUAGUAAGGUAUUCAGCACACCUAGUAAUCUUCGAAUACAUGAAAGAACCCACACUGCAGAAAAACCCUAUAAAUGUAAGGAGUGUGGGAAAGCCUUCAGAUAUUAUCGUUCCUUACAAACACAUGAAAGGACUCACACAGGAGAGAAACCCUAUGAAUGUAAACACUGUGGUAAAGCCUUCAUUUGUCGCACCACCAUUCAAAGACACAUGAAAAUGCACACUGGAAAUACACCUUAUCAAUGCAAGGAAUGUGGGAAAGCAUUCACUUGCCUUAGUUUAUAUCAAAGACAUGAAAGAACUCACACUGGAGAGAAACCCUAUGAAUGUAAACAGUGUGGAAAAGCCUACAGAGAUCACAGUUCCUUACAAAGACACGAAAGGACUCAUACUGGAGAAAAACCCUAUGAAUGUAAGGAAUGUGGAAAAGCCUUCAUUUGUAACAAAAUUUUUCGAAUACACAUGAUGAGAGUGCAUACUACAGAAAAACCAUAUAAAUGUGGAGAAUGUGGGAAAGACUUCAGUCAUCCCUAUUCCUUCCGAAGGCAUGAAAGGACUCACUGGAUAAAACCUCUUGAAUGCAAAUAGUGGGGAGACUUUAGUUAGCCCACAUCCUUACUUGUAAAACCACUGAAAAUAAAU
Molecule: messenger RNA, 2109 nt
Organism: Phyllostomus hastatus (greater spear-nosed bat)
Lineage: Eukaryota; Metazoa; Chordata; Mammalia; Chiroptera; Phyllostomidae
Product: zinc finger protein 14-like
Exons: 4
Coding region: 121-2055 (644 amino acids)
Biological process (GO): regulation of transcription by RNA polymerase II
Molecular function (GO): DNA-binding transcription factor activity; RNA polymerase II cis-regulatory region sequence-specific DNA binding
Source: RefSeq, a predicted model, not a curated record